Messenger RNA from Aspergillus aculeatinus CBS 121060, 1830 nucleotides. Its product is annotated as putative nuclear protein Qri2/Nse4. Gene Ontology annotation, biological process: DNA repair. The record is from RefSeq and is a predicted model, not a curated record. Lineage: Eukaryota; Fungi; Ascomycota; Eurotiomycetes; Eurotiales; Aspergillaceae. The transcript has 4 exons. Bases 1 to 1830 code for a protein of 609 amino acids. Gene Ontology annotation, cellular component: Smc5-Smc6 complex; nucleus.
AUGCCCAGCAGCGCCUCGAGGAAGCGGCAACGACUGUCCACACGGGCCACCAACUCACAGGGAAGCCAGUCUCAAGGAUCGCGAUCACAGCCCGCCCGCGACAAGGACUAUUACGACCCCGAUCAAGAUGAAGCCGAACGACGGAGAAUCCGAAAGGGCCUGAGAGACCUUACGCGGGACCUCAACGAUUCCCGCAGUGAGUUUAUGCGGGCUGGAAACAGUGGUAUUAAGUCCACGAUAGAAAAGGCCAACGAGUUGUUUCAGGGCGUCAAGCAAACCUCGGAUGCAACCAUCGACUCUCGGCUAUUGGUCAGCGCGGCGGACCUAGGAUACAAGAAGACCGCACAAUUAGUUCUGGGCGACGCCAGUGCAGGCAUUGACGUCGACGAAUUUGUCUCCAAGUGUAUCACUUUCAUGCGCCAGGCCCCCGCAGACUCUCAAAGCACGGUUCCCAGCAGCACCCAACGUCGCCGCGCUGCCCGACCAGCAGAUGAUGACGGCGAAGAUAAUGGAGAUGCCUUGAACUGGGACUGGCUGGGGCGGGCUGCGUCCUUCUGCAGCAAUGCCCGGCCCUCGGUCCCUGGAUUCCUUCUGGGCCCGCUCUCGGUACAGAAACGAACCCGUCAGCAGGCCGUUCGGAGGGUCAGGGAGCGGAUCGACCCCAGUCGGGCGGUCGCGCCGCAGGAUCUCCAAGACAAAGACCUUGACCGGCAGGAAACGUCUAAUUUGACCACCAUGUGUGGCAGUAUCAACGGUCUACUGGCGAAGACACAAAACCAUGGCCAAGACACUGUCGAAAGGCAGCUGUCGGCGCUCCAAGCGGAGCCUUCCGAUGAGCAGCUGCAGAAAGUGAUGGCGGAGAACAAUGUAGCUGAUGAUGGUGGUGUCCCGCUGUUCCGCUUCUGCAUCAACCCGAGGUCCUUUGGACAGAGCGUGGAGAACCUGUUUUACGUGAGUUUCCUGGUUCGUGAUGGGUUGAUUGGUAUCUCGGUGGACAGUAGAGGAUUGCCCACGUUACACGCUGCGAAGCCUCAUGCACCCAGCGAAGCUCUGAAGAAGGGAGUCCAGAAGCACCAGGCUAUCUUCACUCUGGACUUUGAAACCUGGCAAGAUCUGAUCGAGGCCUAUGGGAUCGAUGAAUUCAAGAUGGCUUCCGGCUCUGUGGCCGUGUUCUCUCCGGUCAGUCUGACCCAAGAGGUGCGCGACACGGUCAACAGUCUCGGAGGCAACGUCAAGUACAUCGCCGCUCUGGAUCUCGAGCACCAUAUCCACCUGACUGCGUGGAAAGAGGCCUAUCCAGAUGCCGAGAUCAUCGCUCCCGAGGGACUCUGGGAGAAGCGCCAAUCCAACCCCAAGACCAAAGACACCACCCCCUUCCGUCAUGUCUUCCGCAAGGAACUGGUCGGAACGCAGAAGAUCUCGGAGGAGUUCGAUGCAGAGUUCGAAACCGAAUAUGUCCACGCCCACCAGUCGCGAGAGCUGGUGUUCUUCCACAAGCCCUCCCGCACCCUCAUCGAGGCCGACUUGCUCUUCAAUCUCCCCGCGCGCGAACAGUACUCGAAGACCGGGGAGAGCGCCACGUCGGGCCUCUUGACGAAAAUCAUCAGUCCACUCUUGAACGCGAACGCGCCUGCCACCUGGCAGAAGAGAUUUGUCUGGUAUGCGCUGUCCAGCUCGGAUCGUAAGGGCUUUACGGAGUCGAUCCAGAGAAUCGAUAAGUGGGACUUCAAUCGGUUGAUCCCGUGUCAUGGAGAUGUGAUCGAGAGCGGUGCCAAGGGAGUUUUCCGCACGGUCAUGGAGUGGUUUCUGGAGGAUCGGAAACGGACUUGA